UCAUGCUGCUGCCAGGUCCAGAGUCUCUCAUGGGUCCCUGUACGGCCUCCCAUUGCUGCUGUCUCCAUCGCCACACUCUGCCAUGUGCCACUUUCAGGUCUCCUCACACUGCUGGUGUGUUCCAUUUUUUGUCAUAGGGUGCUGGCAGAUUACGGGCCUCCCAUAGCUGCUGCCAGGCCCCUAAUCUGCCAUGGGCCCCUAUACCGCCUCCUCAUGCUGCUGCCAAGUCCAGAGUCUCUCAUGGGUCCCUGUACGGCCUCCCAUUGCUGCUGUCUCCAUCGCCACACUCUGCCAUGUGCCACUUUCAGGUCUCCUCACACUGCUGGUGUGUUCAAUUUUUUG
Staurois parvus is the source of this 342-nucleotide messenger RNA. The record is from the annotation of a GenBank genome assembly. Lineage: Eukaryota; Metazoa; Chordata; Amphibia; Anura; Ranidae.